AUGAUAGCAUCUGAAGAGAAGAGUGUCGGCGUGACUACGGCGAUAGACCAGGGUCCGUCUGGUUCCCAGUUAGAAGAAACAUUACCCGGGUACCCCGAGUCCAUCAGCAGUGAGACUCCUCCCCCAAGCUACCAUUCGACGCAUAGAAAAUUAAAAUCCAGGCAUAUCCAACUGAUUGGCAUUGGUGGUACUAUUGGUACAGUCCUUUUUGUUCAACUUGGUUCUGCUUUGUCAAAAGGAGGUCCAGGUUCAUUAUUUUUGGCAUUCUUCAUUUGGUGUUUCCCCAUAUUAUGUAUCACGAACUCAACGGCCGAGAUGGUCACCUAUCUCCCCCUGCCAUCACCGUUCAUCAGACUGGCAGGUCGAUGCGUGGAUCCUGCAUUGGAGGUCAUGGCAGGAUGGAACUUUUUCAUUCUUGAAGCUACUUUAGUCCCUUUUGAAAUCACUGCUGUAAACAUCAUUAUCCAUUUCUGGGCCGAUGGGUUUAGUCCUGCUAUUCCUAUUGUAGUCCAGAUUUUUUUGUAUGUUCUCAUCAACUUCUUUGCAGUACGGUAUUAUGGAGAGUCUGAAUUCUGGCUUUCUUUCGGUAAAGUACUGCUGGCAGUAGGACUCAUCGUCUUUACUUUCGUCACCAUGGUUGGUGGAAAUCCAAAACAUGAUGCCUAUGGAUUCAGAUACUGGCAGAACCCCGGUGCAUUUGCCGAGUACCAAGAGACCGGGUCUCUAGGUCGGUUCCUAGGGUUCUUCACCUGUCUUGUUCAAGCCUGUUACACCAUUUCUGGUCCUGAAUACGUGUCUAUGGCAGCUGGAGAAGCAGAAAAUCCUCGGGGAGUCAUGCCUCGAGCAUAUAGAGGUGUGAUUGUACGACUUGUGUGUUUCUUUGUAUUUGGCGCCUUGUCAAUGGGAAUUGUAUGCCCAUACAACGACCCCGAGCUUCUGACUGCUAUCAACACUGGAGCUCCCGGUGCUGCUGCUUCUCCAUAUAUCAUUGCCAUGCAACGACUGGGUAUCCCUGUGCUUCCACACAUUGUCAAUGUACUUGUUCUGACGGCCAGUUUCUCUGCUGGUAACUCGUAUGUUUACUGUGCCUCGAGAUCACUCUACGGCAUGGCUCUUGACGGCCACGCACCCAAGAUCUUUAGCAAAUGUACCAAGAACGGAGUGCCCAUCUACGCCGUGACAGUAGUUCUCGCUUUUGGUCUUCUGUCGUUUCUGCAGCUGGGAAACACCGCUGAAACCGUGCUCAAUUGGAUUGUAAACAUAUCAACUGCAUCGGAACUCAUCAACUUCGCCAUCAUGUCGCUCACGUAUCUUCGUUUUUACUACGCCAUGAAAGCGCAAAACAUGUCGCGAGACAACCUGCCAUACAAGGGACCAUUCCAACCAUACUGUGGAUACAUCGGGCUCAUUUGUGCCGGAGUCAUGACCUUCCUGUCGGGCUACUCAGUAUUCGUCCACGGCUACUGGAGUCUCAGCACCUUCAUCUGCUCGUACAUCAUGAUCGCAGUCGACCUCGUCAUCUACGUGUCCUGGAAGUUGGUCAAACGCACCAAAAUCCGCUCAGCAACCGAGAUCGAUCUGCUCUCCGACGUAAAAGAGAUCGAGGACUACACCUCGAGCUUCGUCGACGAGCCGCCAAAAACCCUCCUCGGCCGCAUAUCCCGCGCUCUCAUCGGCUAA
Molecule: messenger RNA, 1680 nt
Organism: Sugiyamaella lignohabitans
Lineage: Eukaryota; Fungi; Ascomycota; Dipodascomycetes; Dipodascales; Trichomonascaceae
Gene: AGP2
Product: Agp2p
Exons: 1
Coding region: 1-1680 (559 amino acids)
Biological process (GO): amino acid transmembrane transport
Cellular component (GO): membrane
Molecular function (GO): amino acid transmembrane transporter activity
Source: RefSeq, a predicted model, not a curated record